Octodon degus (degu) is the source of this 5026-nucleotide messenger RNA. RefSeq names its product claspin (gene Clspn). NCBI's taxonomy places the organism in Eukaryota, Metazoa, Chordata, Mammalia, Rodentia, Octodontidae. Gene Ontology annotation, biological process: mitotic G2 DNA damage checkpoint signaling; mitotic DNA replication checkpoint signaling; activation of protein kinase activity. Gene Ontology annotation, molecular function: anaphase-promoting complex binding. The record is from RefSeq and is a predicted model, not a curated record. The transcript has 25 exons. The coding region runs from base 21 to 4028 and encodes 1335 amino acids.
ACGCGGGGGAGACGGGCAUCAUGACGGGCGAGGUGGGUUCGGAGAUUUGCCUAGAAGUCAAUGAUCUAAAACUUAUUUCACAAGAAGGAGCAGACAGUCCUUCAGACAGUGGACAAGGCAGCUUUGAAACAAUUGAGCCCUUGAUUGAAAGAGAUUCAGAUGAAGAGAUAUUCAUGAGUAAGAAGCUGAAGAACAGGAAGGUGAUACAAUACAGUGAUUCUGAAACUGAGGACACAAAUGCCACUCCAGAGAAACCUACCUGUGACAGCGCUGAGGAAGAGAAAGAGAACCUCUAUGCUGCAAAAAGUAGAAAAAUCAAAAGGAUUUACAAAACUCUGGCUGACAGUGAUGAAAGUAAUGUGGAAGAGUCCUUUUCUCAAGAAAAUCCUAAAACUGAAGUGACACCUUGCUUGGAGCUGAGUUUCCAAUCUGGAAACUCUGUGAACUUUACCACAGACACAAAGACUUCCAAAAAGUCUGUACACAAUCAAGAAGGAAGGAGGGGAAAAGCGAAAGUAAAAUCAAAGAGAAGACUUGAGAAAGAGGAGAGAAAGAUGGAAAAAAUUAGACAGUUAAAAAAGAAGGAAACAAAAAAUGAGGAAAAUAAUGCCGAACAGCCACUGAAUGACAGUGGCUGUCUUCUUGCAGACGAAGACCUUUUUGAAACGGGUUUGGAGGAGGAAAAUAAUGCUCCAUUGGAAGAUGAAGAAUCACUGGAAUCAAUAAGGGCUGCUGUGAAGAACAAAGUAAAAAAUCACAAGAAAAAGGAAUCUUCUUUGGAGAGUGGGGUUUUCUCAUUUGAGGAAGAGAGUGAGUUACCAAAAGGCACCAUGAAAAAGGAAAGAAAGGCAGCCAAAUUAAGUAAGGAAGCAUUAAAAAAACUGCACAGUGAGACUCAGCGCCUGAUACGAGAGUCUGCACUUAAUCUUCCAUAUCAUAUGCCUGAGAAUAAAACCAUUCAUGAUUUCUUCAAACGUAAACCCCGGCCCACUUGUCAGGGCAAUGCCAUGGCACUACUGAAGUCAUUUAAGUAUCAGUCAAGCCAUCAUAAAGAAAUUACAGACACUGCAAAGGCAACUGAAAUGAAUGGUGACUACUAUAACAAAGGUUCCGAACACACAGCAAGUACAGGAUCUGAAACGGAAAUGAAGGAACACCCUGUGGUCUCAAAGGAAGCUCAGAUUGCUACUGGAUCAGAUGAGACUUCCACUACAGUUCUAGUGAGAAGUGAAGGACUAGAAAUUGAGGAGAAAGAGAAACAGAAUGAUCAUAGGCCUGAGGACAACUCAGUAUUGCAGCAAGAAUCUGGCUUCCUCAGGAACAUGGCCAAUGAGGAAUAUCAGAUUGGAGACCUUGUGGCCCCUGACCCUCAAGCCCUGGGGAAAGAAGAAGGCCUGCAAAUACCAGAUAAAACAGAGGAGAAACCAGAAGAAGCCAUGCAGCAAACUAAAUCAGCAGCACCUGUAGUACCUGAAAAAGUGAGAAGGUUCACGGUGGAUAGACUAAAGCAACUGGGAGUGGAUGUUUCCAUUAAACCCCGGCUGGGAGCCGAUAAGGAUUCCUUUGUGAUACUUGAUGAACCCGAAACCAACAGAGAGCUGGAAGCCUUGAAGCAGCGUUUCUGGAAGCAUGCGAAGCCAGCAGCCAGACCCAGAGCUGGCCAGACGGUGAACGUGAAUGUCAUCGUGAAAGACCUGGGCACUGAUGGGAAGGAAGAGCUAAAGGCAGAUGUGGUGCCUGUGACCUUGGCAGCUGAGACCCAGGAUGAAGUAAGCCACACAAAGCCAGGUGAAAAACUGCAGGCAUUAAAAGCUAAAUUGCAAGAAGCAAUGAAACUCCGAAGGUUUGAGGAGCGCCAAAAGCGCCAAGCAUUAUUUCAAUUGGAUAAUGAAGAUGGGUUUGAAGAAGAGGAGGAGGAAGAGGAAGAAAUGACAGAAGAGUCUGAGGAAGAUGGAGAAGAGGAGACAGAGAACGAAGAGGAAGAUGGAGUGGAGAAGGAAGAGGAAGAACUAGAGGAAGAGGAGGAAGGCAAUCAGGAGACUGCAGAAUUCCUUCUUGGUAAUGAAGAUAUCAGAAGCAAAGAUGAGAAAGAAAUAGAUAAAGAAAAUACGGAUGGCAGUAGUGAAAUCGGCAAGUCGGUUGACCUCUCUGUACCCAAGCCUCUCUCGUCAGAUUCUACCUUACUUCUGUUCAAGGACAACUCUUCCAAGAUGGGUUACUUUGUCACUGAAGAAAAAUCAGAAACAGAUGAAAACUCUGGCAAAGGGCCAAGCAAGCUGGAUGAAGAAGAUUCGUGUUUAUUGCUAACAAAAGAGAACAGCCACAACAGCAGCUUUGAGCUGAUUGGCUCCACAAUUCCAUCCUAUCAACCUUGCAACAGACAAACAGGCCGGGUGACCAGUGUUUUCCCUACACUGCGGGGAUUCAGAUCUCCUUCUCCUGGGCUAUUUCGAGCUAGUUUGGUCAGCUCAGCUUCUAAGAGUUCAGGGAAACUGUCUGAGCCUUCACUUCCUAUAGAGGAUUCCCAAGAUCUGUACAACGCCUCCCCAGAGCCCAAGACGCUUUUCCUAGGAGCAGGAGAUGACUUCCAGUUCUGCUUAGAAGAUGACACUCAAAGCCAACUGUUGGAUGCAGAUGGGUUCUUAAAUGUUAGAAACCACAGAAAUCAGCACCAAGCUUUGAAACCUCAGCUGCCACUGGCCAGUAUGGAUGAGAAUGCCAUGGAUGCCAACAUGGAUGAGCUGCUGGAUUUGUGUACUGGAAAGUUUACAUCUCAGACUGAAAAAUGUCAACCCAGGAAGACUGACAAGAAGGAGAACAUGGAGGAACUUUUGAAUCUUUGCUCAGGAAAAUUCCCUUCUCAGGAUGCAUCCCUUCUGGCUCCCUUGGAGUUGAGCAAACAGGAGAAGGAGAACAGCACCAGUGACCCAAUGGAAGAAGCUCUUGCUCUUUGCUCAGGCUCUUUCCCUACAGACAGGGAAGAAGGUGAAGAGGGGGAUUUUGGAGAUUUUCGGCUCGUGCCACACAACGGUGAUUUUGACAGUGAUGAGGAUGAACACAGUGACUCUGAUAAUGAAAAUUUGGCAUUGGAUGACCAGGAAGAUGAGGAUGAAGAAGAACUCUUAAAGCGAUCUGAAAAGCUGAAAAGGCAAAUGAGGUUGAAGAAAUAUCUGGAGGAUGAAGCGGAGGUGUCAGGAAGUGACGUGGGGAGUGAAGACGAGUAUGAUGGGGAAGAGAUCAAUGAGUACGAAGAGGAUGUGAUUGAUGAAAUUCUUCCUUCUGAUGAGGAACUACAGAGUCAAAUCAAGAAAAUACACAUGAAGACCAUGCUGGAUGAUGAUAAGCGACAGCUCCGCUUAUACCAAGAGCGGUACCUUGCUGAUGGAGAUCUGCACAGUGAUGGACCUGGGCGGAUGAGGAAAUUCCGAUGGAAAAACAUAGAUGAUGCUUCCCAGAUGGACUUAUUCCACCGAGAUUCUGAUGAUGAUCAAGUUGAAGAACAGCUUGAUGAGACAGAAGCCAGGUGGAGGAAGGAGCGAUUUGAACGGGAGCAGUGGCUUCGGGACCAGGCCCAGCAGGGGAAGAGUACAGUUGAAGAAGAAGAAAUUGGGGAAGACAGUCAGUUCAUGAUGCUAGCCAAGAAGGUUACAGCCAAAGCAUUGCAGAAGAAUGCCAAUCGGCCUGUGGUUAUCCAGGAAUCAAAGUCUGUACUCAGUAACCCUUUUGAAGCUAUCAGAUCUAGAACUCCUCACCAGCUAAGAACAGGCUCACUGCUAAACCAGCCCAAAGCUGUGCUUCAGAAACUGGCUGGCCUCUCGGACCUCAACCCCAGUGCUCCCCGAAAUUCAAGAAACUUUGUCUUUCAUACACUUUCUCCUGUCAAGGCUGAGGCAGCAAAGGAAUCAUCUAAGCCUCAGGUGAGGAGAAAAGGACCAUCAUUAAAGACAUCCUUUUCUCCUAAGCGCCUCAAGACAGAAGAUAGCAGCCCAGGAUCAAAGCGAAGCAUCUUUAGAUACUUGGAAAGCUAACACCAUCAAGGACGUCAGCGUCUGUGCCAAGACUUCUUGGUAACUCGGUACUAGAAACCGGCACUGAAGGUUGGAGCUGUUGCAUAUGCCGAUGAUCUCUUCUUCCCUCAUAAUCAGUGGUGCAUUAAGAUUGCAGACAGGAUUCCAGUUCUUUCUACUGCUGGACCGUGGCUAUCUUCCUUUCCUUGUAUUUCCUUGGUUGGCCAACUCAUCAUAAUUCUGCAGUGUUUCCAACACCGAUUUAUGGAAUGCCUAAGUGAAUCUUCAUACACUCCAUUAAACAUUUGAUAGUUUAUCCCAGCACUGCCCUGGGUUUCCAUCUCUUUGUGAUAAAGGUAGUUGGGAAAGGAGGAAGUAGAGGAGGAGGGCAGAAAGUGGCGUUAUAGACAGUGGUGAAAGUCAGUAUCAGAGUGACUCCUGCAUACCUGUGAGAGCUCUGCCAUAGUAACGGAAGUCAGCGAAGAAGAGACUUCUUAGGUGAUGAACCUUGGGACCAGCAGAUGGACUGUUGUGACCUUUUCCAUUUUUCUGUAGGCGUCUCAGGGCAGCCUCAGAGUUCAGCGUAGCUUUUUCUGCCUUUGUAGCAAAGGCUUAAACUGGUACCCAGUUCAGAAGGACCUUGACAUGGACUGCCCCAGUGUCUGGCUGCAUUAGACAGUCUGUGGAGCAGAGACCUUUCCUAGGACUAAGGGUUAUAGUCACUUGCCACCUUUCUUGAACUCCCACAAAGCUUUCAGAAUGUUAGACAGACUCUCCCCUGCCCCACCUCAGGACUGAACGUCCUUGCAGCUUUGAAAAGAUUCCAUGUGAGUAUACUUUGAGUAUCAGGAGCUGAAUAGACUUGGGAAGGUGAAUGGGAUCAUACCUUUUUUUGAGAGACAGGGAACACCAAUUUAAGUGAUAAAAUGAGGGUGCCGUUGUUUCCUACAGUUUUUUCUAACACUCAAGAUGCUGACCUUUUUUUUUUUUUUUUUUUUUUUUUUGUGGAACCGGGGUUU